Molecule: messenger RNA, 2483 nt
Organism: Anopheles funestus (African malaria mosquito)
Lineage: Eukaryota; Metazoa; Arthropoda; Insecta; Diptera; Culicidae
Exons: 4
Coding region: 345-1709 (454 amino acids)
Source: RefSeq, a predicted model, not a curated record
AUCAGUCAAUCUUGUUUGUGCGUUUGUGCCGGACGGUGUUUGGUGUGAUUUCUUCUUAUCUUGAAUCGACCUUUGGGUAUUCUCAACACUACCAGUUACUACUAGAAUCUGCUGCUACUACUCCAGAGAGUUCAUCUGAAUUGAUUCGUGUAAGCAGUGAGUGAUUAGCACUACGGGCAGAAGAAACUCGACUCUGCGUAUAUGUGAGUGAACACGCGUGUGUACAGCAACAUAACUGAAAAAAAUCCCCAACAACAACACAACAACAAAAAAGUGCGGUAAAAGUGUUUAAAGCGUGUUUAACGGAAUCCGGCAAACAAAAAAACAAAAAAAAAACAUAAAAAAUGAAGCAGGAACUAGCGGUGGGUAUUGUCGGUGGUUUUGUGGACGAUGAUCGGGAUGUUUACAUGAUCGAGGGAAAGGACACGAUCAUCGACAUUAUCCGGAUGCAGCAGAAGGCCGAUCUGUGGCAAACCCUGUCGGUGGAUCUGGUCGACUGUGGGCCGGGUAGCCGCGAAGGCGACAACUACAUGUCGGUCAUCAAGCGGGUUGUGGCCCACUGUAAGGCGAAAUCAUCGGACGGACGAAAUCAUGUGUUUACGAUUUCGCUUAUUUUUAAACGUCAAAUCACAAAUCCAAACCGGCGUAGGCUGUUCCGGUGCGAUGCUGCAUUCGAGAACGAAAUUACCGCCUAUGCAAGCAUCAUUCCCAUCCUGCAGCGGAUAGCGCCGUACGAUCUGCCAUACCCAAAGUGUCUGACAGCGGGCAGCGAUGAGUUCGGCGAUCGGAUUGUGCUGGAGGAUCUUACCACCAGCGGAUAUGCGAUGGUUGACCGACGGAUCGGUCUCAGCUUCGAACACUGUAUGGCCGUGAUGAAGGAACUGGCGAAACUGCAUGCCGUCUCGCUGGCACUGAAGCACGAGCAGCCACACGAAUUUGCCGACGUCUGUUCGAAGGUGCGCGAAAUCGUGUACUGUCCGGAGGCGGCCGAUUUUUACACACAUUCCCUCGAGUCUUCGUUGCGCGGUGCGCUGGACAGUUUGCGGUACAGCAACAGCAAGGGCGAUCUGGAUGGGCCGAUCCGUGCCGUCGAGGGACUAACCGGCCGGCUUUAUCGCAUCAUGUGCGGGCUCGUCUGUAACGGUAUGGAUGAAGCGUGGCGCGUUAUCUGCCACGGUGAUACCUGGGUGAACAAUCUGAUGUUUAGUGCCGAUUGCAAGCACGUCCGGUUGAUCGAUUUGCAAACGAUGCGCUGCACCACACCGGUGCUGGACAUUCUUCACCUGCUGUACACGAGUACGGAGCGCGAUAUGCGCCAGCAGCACGUUACCGAUUUGCUGCUGCAGUAUCGCCGUACGUUGCUCGAUGCGCUGCAGGAACAUUUUGCCACGUUUCAUGAUCCCGCGACGGCGGCAUCCCUGUUGCACCAUUUUUCUGACCUGUUCUCGUACCAGCGGUUGCGGGCGGAAUACGAUCGGUGCCUACCGUACGGGCUGGGCAUUGCGAUGUGGCUACUACCGGCCGUUACCUUCAACCCGGACAAAAUACCGGACCUGGAUGCGGUUACGAUUAACGAUUUCAAAACGAAGAAACACGACAAAAGAAUCGCACAGAUCGUCUCGGCCAACUACCACACGCGAAUGCGUGACAUUGUGCUGGAAAUGUAUGAGCAGGGCGUGCUUCAGCGGCUCCAAACGGAAUGCAUCUAGAUGCCGAUACACGGCCGAACGGUAUUAUCGAAAAAAAGCGAUUGUGCGCUUGUUCAUCCGCGGCGCACGUGUGCCAGAAAGUGUCCGCAAGCGUAACCGAGGACGAAGCGGAUUGUUUGUUGCGGGUAGCGAAUUCAAGGGCUACAUGGUGAAGAGAUGCAGCUUGACGCCUGUCAGGCACCAGUCAGUACCCCGCAACGUUGUACAGUGUUUGCGUUAAGGCUUUAGUCAGAGUUUAGAAAGAACAACAAAAACCGUAGAAUUAGUUCGUACUCGUUUAAAGUGCGCAUUUGAGGCGUGUUUGCGUGUCUGUGUGUCCGGCAAUCGGCUCACGACACUAAAGCAGCCUCCCGGGUCCGGGGGAGAGAUACAGUAGUGCAAUAACAAGAAAAAAAGCAAUGUUUAGUAAAUUCAGCUGCGAUAGGCAUCGGUUAGUGCUUGGGACUUGUAGUUAUUAUUAUUAUGCGAUUACACAAUCGUUUAAACAACCGACCGAUAGUGGAGGUGUGAUAGCGUACCUCCGUAUAACCAUACGGGCGCGCUCGGUAAGAUCGAUCGAUCGUACGCUGAAAUUUGCCUACGUUUGCAAUCUCGCUAAGACAUUGCGAAAAACCGCGAGCUUCUCGUGUGCCACGUGUGCCCUUCUUCAGCCUUAAGACACAAGAUAGGAAGAAGGAGGCUAGAUGUUACCAAUUAAACCUGUUGAUUGCGAUAAGCCGCUAGUGUAAGAAUGACCUGUUUUUGUUGGAUUCAAUAAACAGCUGUUACUACAGA